AUGUGGUCUCUCCGUGGGCGUGCCCUCUCUUCCGUCGCUCUCUUGUCAGCAACUACCUUGACCAGUGCAGCCCGACUGCCUGUUCGUGCUGACUUUGCUUCGUGCCUCGCCGCGGAUGAUGUCAAUGUCCUCACUUCCUCGUCUUCAGCCUGGGACACAGCAGUCACUCCUUACAACCUCCGCCUCGAAGACCAAUACGUCCCCUCCGCCAUAGUCUACCCCAGCUCCCCUUCCAAAAUCUCCUCCGCCCUCCUCUGCGCCUCCCAAUCCGGCCUCUCCGUCUCCCCCCUCGCAGGCGGCCACUCCUACUCCGCCUCCGGCUACGGCUCCACCAACGGCACUCUCGUCAUCAGCCUCUCCAACCUCACCUCUCUCUCCGUCGACUCUUCUUCCGGGCUUGCGUACGUGCAGACUGGGCUGAGAUUGGGCGAUGUGGCGCAGGGGUUGUUUAAUAAUGGGGAGAGGGCGUUGGCGCAUGGGACGUGUCCGUAUGUUGGUGUUGGUGGGCAUACGAGCUUUGGUGGGUAUGGGUUUACGUCGAGGAAGUAUGGGUUGGCGAUGGAUCAGGUUGUUGAAGCGGAGAUUGUUCUUGCGAAUGGAACGAUCGUGAAUGCGAGUGCGAACGAGAACGCGGAUCUCUUCUGGGCUGUUCGCGGAGCCGCACCCUCCUUCGGUAUCGUCACCCAAUGGACGUUCCAAACCCAUGCAGCCCCGCUCACCUCCGUCGGUUUCACAUACUCAUACAAGACCCCCGACGCAGACAGUUUCUCUCGCGUCCUUACCGCCUACACCAACUGGGCCACUACUUCCGCCCCUGCCGAAAUCGGUCUGGAGGCAACCAUCGGCUCUGGGACUGUCAGCAUCGUUGGUUUGUAUGAGGGCUCGCAAGAUAGCUUUAACGGUGUUAUUGGGUCGUUGUUGGAUAGUAUGGGAACGCCGGAUUCGAGUGAUGUGAAGGAAUAUGGAUGGAUCGAGGCGUUGGAGUGGUUGGGUGGCGCUGAUACCAUCUCGACUGCUGCAGCACCCGACACGCACGACACCUUCCUCGCCAAAUCUCUCGUAACGCCUAUGUCCGCCCCUCUCACCGCAGAAACCUACACCGCCUGGGCGAACUACCUCCUCUCCGCAUCCACCUCUUCCCUCUCCUGGUUCCUCCAAGUCGAACUCUACGGCGGUGCCAACAGCGCCAUCAUGAACGUUUCUUCUGACGCCACGGCCUUCCCAUUCCGGGACUCCCUUUUUGUGAUGCAGUUGUACGCGUCCUCGGCAAACGCGCAGCCUCCGUACCCUUACGACGAUGGGUAUAACUUCUUGAAGGGUGUAGUCGAUACCAUUGAGGGAUCGAUGCCGGGGGCUGAUUUUGGGGCUUACACCAACUAUAUCGACCCGACGUUGGAGAAUUGGCAGGAUCUGUAUUAUAAGGGGAACUAUGAUCGAUUGGUCGAGUUGCAGAAGGUCUACGACCCGAGCAACAUCUUCAUGAAACACCAGAGCAUCGGCUCGGCUUGA
Molecule: messenger RNA, 1509 nt
Organism: Stereum hirsutum FP-91666 SS1
Lineage: Eukaryota; Fungi; Basidiomycota; Agaricomycetes; Russulales; Stereaceae
Product: FAD-binding domain-containing protein
Exons: 5
Coding region: 1-1509 (502 amino acids)
Molecular function (GO): FAD binding; oxidoreductase activity
Source: RefSeq, a predicted model, not a curated record